AUGCAGCAUGUGUCAGGAUUUGGAUAUCCCACUCCCCCCGCGUCGCCGGUGUACGACAACACGAAGUGCGCGAUCCAACAACCCCUAACCACCGCACCUCACUGUCAAGCGCGAUACAUCCCAUUAACACCCGAGGAGAGGCUAGGAAGAUUCCUUGAGGGCAAGUUGCAGUUGACCACCAUCUUGGGUACUGGCGCAUAUGGCGUCGUUUACACUGCCGUGGAUGUGAAGACUGGAGUUCGAUAUGCCGUCAAGUGCCUCAGCAAGUUCAAUCCAGAUGGAACUCCCUUGGACCGCCGACAGGUUGCCUUCCAAAACCGCGAGAUCCGUCUACACUAUUUGGCAUCGGCCCAUCCUAACGUGGUGUCGAUGUUGAAGAUCGUUGACGACCCGGACUGCAUCUAUGUUAUCUUGGAGUAUUGCCCGGAGGGUGACUUGUUCUAUAACAUCACCGAAUGUGGUCAGUAUGUCGGGAACGAUGACCUCACCAAGAGAGUCUUCCUCCAGAUCCUGGAUGCUGUUGAGCACUGCCACUCUCUCGGAAUCUACCAUAGGGACUUGAAGCCGGAGAAUAUUCUCGUGUCGGACCACGGUGAGACUGUCAAGCUUGCCGACUUUGGCCUCGCGACUUCAUCCGACCGGUCUGAGGACUAUGGAUGUGGCUCGACCUUUUACAUGAGUCCAGAAUGCCUGGACCACUCUGCCCGGAGACCUUUCUACUUCUGCGCCCCCAAUGAUGUCUGGAGCCUUGGAGUUAUUCUGGUCAACCUGACCUGUGGACGCAACCCGUGGAAACAAGCCUCUUUCGAGGACUCUACUUACCGUGCCUAUACCCGGUCCCCGGAAACCCUGAAGAGCAUUCUCCCAGUGUCGGAUGAACUGAACGACAUCCUGGGCAGGAUUUUCACCCGCAACCCGGACCAGAGGAUUACACUGUCGGAGCUUAGGAACAGUAUCCAGAACUGUUCGAGGUUCACGAUCCCCGCCGUACCCACCGCGGCGGUUCAAACACCACCGGCUUCGCCAGAGCCUAUUACCGAAUACGUUACAUGCGAGGACACCAUCGUCGACGACUACGAUCAAGCUCUCUCGCCGGCAUCGUCUUCCUCAGACGAGGGUUCCGAAUGUUCGUCGGAUGACGGUUCGCUCACCUCGAGCGGCUCGACUAUUGACGAUCUUGAUGAGGAGUUCCUCCAGGAACAACAACAGGAGACGUGCCAUACCCAGGCAUUUGAGCCAGAGGAUCCCAGGACAGUAUGUUAUCCUACCCAGGAGUACAUGGCCCAGCAGUACACCGGUCCCGUGCCCACACCCGUGGCAGCACAGGCACCUAUCCGUGCCCAGAUUCCGGCUCCCAUGCCUCAGGUACCGGUGCAAGCGUUCAGCUGCCCGCCCAAGUCCUUCGCCCCGUUCUGGUGGGGAGAUGUGAUCAAGUAUGCCCAGCAGGCUCCCGCCAUCCAUCCACAUGUUCCUUUCCAUCACCAGGUUCCUAUCUUGGGCUGCUACUAG
Molecule: messenger RNA, 1509 nt
Organism: Colletotrichum truncatum
Lineage: Eukaryota; Fungi; Ascomycota; Sordariomycetes; Glomerellales; Glomerellaceae
Product: Ran protein kinase
Biological process (GO): protein phosphorylation; intracellular signal transduction
Cellular component (GO): cytoplasm
Molecular function (GO): protein serine/threonine kinase activity; ATP binding
Source: RefSeq, a predicted model, not a curated record